CUUUUAUUGCAAUUAUAGAGAUAAAAGCAAGAAAAAUAUAUUUUACCUAAAGGGAAAGCUCGUGGAAAAGCCUCUAAGCAAUUUUUAGUUAUCUUAAAAAAACAACUUGCCGAAGGCUUUCCUCUCAGUAUGCAAAUUAGCACCUCAAAUCUCGUUUGCUUGUGACAUUAGCAGAAGCAAUAACACAGCCCUUUAGCCGCCGAUCUAGAUUCAUUAGCCCCCUCAGGCUACAGACGUUUCUGUGGAGUUCAUUCAGUCUCUUUUUAUUUAUUUAUGUUUUCAAAUUGAUCCAUCGAUAUCCAAACACCGAGUUUUGAAGUAGCUUCUUAAAAACGCUGAACACCGGCGCAAAAUUCGUUUUCACAGUGUAAACGUAGUUAAAUUGAUAAAAAACAUAUCCAUCACCGAAAGUAAUUACUUUAAACUCUUAGAUUUGUUUUAGCAAUAAAGCAGAAAACCUACUCAAUAACAAGUAAUGUUUUCUUAAAGAACAAUGCAAUUGUAUAAUAACACUUUAUUGUGAGCACGAUUGACAAAGAUCCGCUUUGCUGUAGUGCGAUUCACCAAUUACAGGAGAGCACUUCCACCAAUCAACGCGCGUGUUUUAUUAAAGUUCCAUCUUGAGUGUAUUUUUCUGUUUUAGAUUAAACAUACCAGCUGUAUUUGGGCAUCUGCAUGAAUAACUGUCAAAAUUUCUGCCAAAACGUUGGUUCGCUACGAUGAAAAGAAGAAUCUCGCUGUGGGCCAAUCCAUAGUUGAAUAUGUCAUUGGGUGGUUGUCUAGAAUGCAGAUGAAUCUUCAUACUAGCGUCGCUCUUGUUGCUUCUCUUUUACUGCAUUUCGGAUGUGCUUUGCCGGGAUUUGGGCUAUUUAGCCUUGCCGGGAAUGCUAUAGAAUCGCAUGGAAUUUUCCAGAAUGGGACGUUCAUUAUUGGUGGCUUAUUUCCCGUUCAUUUUCCAUCAAUGAACCACAGCAAACAGACUUUGUGCGCGGGUCCCUUUAAUGUUCGCGGUUACGAAGAGGCCUUAGCUAUGUUCCACGCGGUUGAAGAGAUUAACAAAAGACAGGACCUUCUUCCUGGCAUUUCCAUCGGUGUCGAUAUAAAAGACACUUGCAACAGCGUUGACUUCGCCAUAAGAAAGUCUCUCAAUUUCAGUUUCAUCGUUGAAAAUAUCCAGACGGGUGUCUGUCCCAGUGCGAAACCCCUGGGAACGCCGCAUCGAGCUCAGACUAUCGCACUUAUAGGCCCUGCUUCCAGCGACGUUGCCAUGGCAGUGACGAAUUUAGCUGGACUAUUCUACGUCCCCGUCGUAGAUUACCUUUCUUCCAGUCGUUUAUUAAGUAACCGUAUUCGAUUCAAGUACUUUUUACGAACUAUUGCCUCGGAUAGUCUGCUCUCGAGAGCUAUUGUUGAUCUUCUGCGUGUAUUUAGGUGGAACUUUAUCCACGUGCUGUAUUCAGAUACGGAUUACGGUAGAUCAGCAAUUGAGACUUUUGAGUAUGUACUCAAGCUUGCAAGCAAUAAUGUAAAGAUCUGCUUCGCAACUAAGGACUCAUUUACUUUUCACUCGCCCGAGAUGCACUUCAAAACAGUCCUAAGCAACAUCAGAAAAUUCCCACGCGCGAAAGCAGUUCUCUUAUUCACUACCAUACAAGACACGGAGGUCCUCUUGAACCAUUUUCACAGUGAAAACAUGAAUGACUCGUUCUUUAUUGCCUCUGAUUACUUCAGCGGACCUAUAAACCAAUUCUUCACUUCGCACGAAAUGCUGAGGCGAUUAAUAGGAGUUGUUCCUCACGUAAAGAAAGAGGACUUAGAGUAUUUUGCGGAGGUUAUAGACAACUUGAAUCGAACUCCUAAAUUUCGAGCCUCCCCGUGGAAUCAGGAAUACAGGGAUUUUCUAGCAGAGAGGUCUUCCACAGGAAGACCGCAUAUCCCCUCGCUUUAUGUGCCCUAUGCUAUGGAUGCGGUCUAUGCUGUGGCACAUGGUCUACACAAGAUGUUGAAUUGUAACCAUAGCGCCUGUCUAAGAGGGGGUCUUGGGCCUACUAACUUGAUCUGGUCCGGGGAUCGCUUACUUCAAAGUAUCCAAUCAGUGAGCUUCAAGGGAAGAACACGUGACAAAGUCGCUUUCGAUAGCAAUGGCAACGGGGUGGCCAAUUAUGACAUCAACAUCGUGAAUCCGCUGACAGAUGAAUGGGAGAGAGUAGGGACGUGGGCGUCUAAUUCUUCUGAUGUCUUGAAAAUGUACAAGAACUUGUCGCAUCUUACGCUGAAUACUAGCCGAGCCUUAGAGUUGUGGGGCGAGAUGUACAAUGGCACAGGGAUCCCGUCUAGUACAUGUGGCAGACAAUGUCCACCAGGACAUUGGCUGAAGGCGGAGGAGGAACAUCAGACGUGCUGCUGGCAGUGCUCUCGUUGUCAUGGAAACAGUAUAUCUAACUCCCCACCGAACGGCUCCUGCCAAGCCUGCCCUUCUCGCUACUGGGCCGACGAUAACCACACCCUGUGCCACCCAAUCACCCCUACCUCCGUCACCUUCCGUGACCCUCCCGCCGUCGUCGUCACCUUCAUAUCGACCAUCGGAUCAAUCACUGUUAUUUUUGUUGUCAUGGUGUUCUAUCGCCAUGGCAACACACCGCUGGUCCGGUCGUCGUCUCGCUUGCUCAGUCACGUUAUGUUGUUUGGGAUAAUCUUGGGCUAUGCUACAGCUGUUAUCAUUUUCGCUGCGAAGACGGAGGAGCUGUGUAGGACUGUGCUCUAUUUGUUUAGUGUUAGUUUUAGUAUUGUUGUGGGGACGUUACUUGUGAGAACGAACCGGAUUCAUCGGAUUUUCAGCAAAAAUGCUUUGCGUAAAGGUAAACCGCCCUGUCUUAGCGAUAGCUGGAUGCUUCUAUUCAUCGCUGUCAUCGUCGCCAUGGAGAUCGUAAUCUGCACUGUCAUUAUCCUUACCACCCCUGACGGUCUUCUCGAAACAAGCUACUCCCCCAUUAGCGGCUACGCCUUCUCGCAGUGCAAGUUCAACGCCACUUCUACAGAUUACCACAUGGCGGUAUGGUGGACAUACAAUGCCUGUAUCAUUCUGAUAUGUACAUAUCAGGCAUACUUGACCAGGAAAUUACCUGGAAAUUACAACGAGGCCCGAUUCAUUGCGUUUACGACAAUCACAAUCUCUACUGAUGUUCUUGUUUUCUUCUUCGCGUUUAAUGGCACUAGAGGAUAUUACAAAGAUGUCAUGGUCAGUUCCUUUCUUGUGCUUGCAGAUACUAUAACCAUUUCCUGCGUAUUUUUGCCCAAGUGUUAUAUCAUUUUGUUAAGACCGGAGAAGAAUAUUGUUUACGGCUCGGUUUUCAACCUUGGUACCAUUGAUGACGUCAAAAUUGGGGAAAACGAAAUGCGAAAAAUAAGUCGUGUGAGCCAGCGAUCAUGCACUUCAUACAUCAGUAGUUCUUCUGCCGAGAUUGGGAAAUUGGAACGUUCUAAGUAUUUUACCACAAGCGAAGACGGGGUUUCCGAGAAAAAACGUAAAAGUAGUCGUACGAGUCAGCGGUCUUGCGCCUCGAGCAUGAGCAGUUCGUCCGCAGAAAGCGGAAAAUUAGAACAACUCAAUUUGUUUGAUGGGAAGAGCAGGAAGCGCAAAAUAUCGGUUUUCGCAAGAAAUGGAUACGCGCUUGGCUCAGAAGCAGAUAACAGUAUAACGUUGAACGGCACCUCGCUGAAUGCUGAGCCAGCGCUUUUACAAUUCAGCAGCUUAACCUCUGGGCCAAAGUCCAGUAUGAAACCAGAACAUGAUAUUGAGCCCACGAUCGAAUUAGACAGCGGUGUUCCGGCACGCGUCAUGCACAGAAUGACGUCAGACAUGAGCUCGCGAAGUGUGCGCUUUGAGGAUGAAGUUGCUAGCGACCUAUCACGGGAUUUGAAUGAUGAUUUUGAUAAAGUUGUUGAAAAGCAAGAGAGCUAAGCUUAAGUAACGUGAUUGGGCAAUCAAUUAUGCCGUAUAAUUUUCUUGGACCAAACUUCAAAGGAAACCCAAACCAGCAAUUAGGUUAUUCGUCAAUCCCAUUACGUAUAAAAACUCUUAUGGUCCUUCUUAUAGAAAUAAUGCUUGAAAUAUUCGAUUCGAACAGUGUAUCAUUCCCACCUGUUUUAAAAAGUUUUUGGAAAUCGCCACAUAUCAAUAUUUGGGUGACCUUCAAACCCGCUCGGUCAAUCUCUGGGAGGCCUGGGUCUAAGGGCUUUUCAAGAUUAGUGAGAUAAAAAU
This is a messenger RNA of Nematostella vectensis (starlet sea anemone), 4261 nucleotides long. RefSeq names its product metabotropic glutamate receptor 2. Lineage: Eukaryota; Metazoa; Cnidaria; Anthozoa; Actiniaria; Edwardsiidae. The transcript is spliced from 4 exons. Bases 785 to 3961 code for a protein of 1058 amino acids. Gene Ontology annotation, molecular function: adenylate cyclase inhibiting G protein-coupled glutamate receptor activity. Gene Ontology annotation, cellular component: membrane. The record is from RefSeq and is a predicted model, not a curated record. Gene Ontology annotation, biological process: regulation of synaptic transmission, glutamatergic; G protein-coupled glutamate receptor signaling pathway.